AUGUCAAAAUUAACUAAUAUGUAUUACUCACAAUAUGAAAGCUCUAUAGAAAGUGAAGGUGCUUAUGAUUCUGACAAUUCAAACAUGCAUAAAAUAUUAAAAGAGUCACCAUCUCAUGCUAAAUUCUAUGAAUAUAUUAAAUGCAGAAAUAAUGAAGAAUUAUUACACGAGUUUUGGAAAACUAAGAUACGUGAAGCAAAUUUUGCAAAAUAUAUCCAAGACCAUUGCGGCAUGCUAAUUGAUCUAGCAGACAAUCGUGUAUGUUACAUUUAUAAACCUGUUGUUGAUGAAACUCAUUUACCAGGUAUCAAAUUUAAAAUAACAUUUAUUUAUAUUAAAUUAUUGCGCAAAUGGUAUAUUAGUUUAGGGCGCAGUCGUUUACCUGAUAUAAUAACACUUGAUAACAAAGUAAAAAAUGGUAUUUAUAAUCCUACUGAUAAAAAAAUCCUGAAACUGAUAAUGGUUGACCAUAUGAAAGAAGUUUACAAAGGCAUAGAAGUUCAUGUAAAUAAAUUUUUAACCAACAUCAAAAUAAUGCUAUGUGAAAAAGCCUGGCCAAAAGAUGUAAAAAAAACAAGUACAGAAGACAUAAUUAUUCUAGACAUAACACUAGUAUUACAAAGUUUGAAUCAACGGCCUGGACAAGCUAUGACUAUGCAAAGCAUGCAAAGUAAAAUAUCAGGAAUGGGUAUGAUGUCUGCUCAAACCAGUGGUCCAAUGAAUCAUAUGGGUCCAAUUCAAACCAUGCAAACUAAUUCAAUGUUAACACAAAUGAAUUCAAUGGGACAAGGAAAUAUGCCUCAACAAAUGAAUCAAAUGGUUCCCAAUCAAAUGGCACAAAUUACUACAGGUCAAAUGCAGCAAAAUAUGCAAACUCAAAUGCAAAACCAAUUAUCUAAUCAAAUAAGCAAUCAAAUUAGUGGAUCUAUAAGUGGAAUUCAGACAAAUAUACCACAGCAAAUGAAUCAGAUUGCUCCAGGGCAAUUAGGUCCUGGUCAAAUGCAGCAACAAUUAAGUCAUAUACAAAGAAAGCAAGGAGAAAUAAUAAAUGCUGGUUUCCCGGGUCCUCGAAAUGUUACACCUAAUCAAUUUCUGGGUCAGAGUCCAUCACCAUCUGCUCCAAGUCCUGCUGGUUUAGGUGCACCAUCAAGGCAUGGCUCCAUCUCCUAGCAGUUCUUUAAACACUCCUGGCGGAGUAGGUGCCACUCCAAGCCCUCAACAAGAAGAUCAAGCAUAUAGAGAUAAAGUUAGACAAUUAAGUAAAUAUGUAGAACCUCUACGAAGAAUGAUUGCUAAAAUGGGAAAUGAAGGAAAUGUUGACAAACUGAGCAAAAUGAAGAAACUUUUAGAAAUUUUAUCAAAUCCUAGUAAACGGAUGCCUUUAGAUACAUUAUUAAAAUGUGAAGUAGUUCUAGAAAAAUUAGAUUUUAAACGAAGCGAUGCCAGUGUUGGACCUCCAAUCACAACUUUAAAAGAACACCAUUUCUUCAGCCCACUUCUAGAAGCCAUAAGCACUCAUCUACAAAGUCCAGUUGUGAAUCAUACAUUACAACGUACCUUUGGACCGUGUCUAGAAGCUUUAUUUGGCCCGGAGAUAAAAAAUUUACCACCGCCAUUAAAAAAACAAAAAAUAGAAGAAUCUCCUAGUGAAAUACCAGACGUAUUACAAGGAGAAAUAGCCCGAUUAGAUCAACGAUUUAAGGUCAGUCUUGAUCCAGCACAACAAACUGGAUCAAAAUGUAUUCAAUUAAUAUGCUGGUUAGACGAUCGUCAUCUUCCAUGCGUACCUCCUGUAUCAGUAACUGUCCCUGCAGAUUAUCCAUUAACACCACCACGUUGUGUCAUGGCACCGCACGAAUAUGCCACAACAUUUCUUUGUGCGGUUCAGAAAGCUUUGAACGCACGUAUAACGAAACUUCCUCGA
Molecule: messenger RNA, 1924 nt
Organism: Heterotrigona itama
Lineage: Eukaryota; Metazoa; Arthropoda; Insecta; Hymenoptera; Apidae
Source: the annotation of a GenBank genome assembly